AUGGAGCUGGUGGAUUUUAGUGAACUUUACCAAGAAAAUGGCAUUGUUGAAAGACAGAAACAGCCAAUUGAAGCUUCACAUUGGGUUUUUGCCAUUGCUGUGAUACAUAUUUGUCAAGCAGUUUUCACUUUUCGUCCAUCUAGUUACCAAUGGAAGCAUAACGGUGAGACAGUAACCCCCGGCCCCGAUAUCACGGUCACCGCCGGUGAACUCACGGUACCGAGGGCAACUCAGACAGAUGUCGGCAACUACACUUGCUUGGCUUCCAAUGAGUUUGGCACGGCAGUCUCUAACCCCGCUCAAGUGCAGUUCAGUUAUUUAAGGAUCUUCCAAGAUGUUGCCCAGAGCCACACAGUCAAUGAAGGCAGCUCGCUAGUGCUGCCCUGCGAGGCGCCUUCGGGUCAUCCUACGCCAAUAAUCUCCUGGACCGAUGGAGAUGACCAGCCAAUCUUCGCUGACGGCUCUUCCUGGAAUACCGAUCGCAACUUGGUUCAAGGGGGCGAGGGUAACCUGGUCUUCCUGCGAGCUUUGUUGAGCAACAACGGCACCUAUAGGUGUACUGCUAGCGUAUCAGCUAGACCCGAGUAUAAAACAUUUUCUGCAAUACAGACGGUUUCCGUCAUAAGUGCAUCAGGAGAAAUCCCCGAGCAACUACCAAGGAUCCUAGAGGCCUCCCAAGUCGUCAAUGCAGUGCGUGGAGAUGACGUGAAGAUGCACUGUCUGGCAACUGGAAACCCAAUACCAACUGUCACUUGGACCAGACUACAGGACCAAUCCUUUAGCGGUACUGGCCCCAUUCUGAGUCUGCGCAAUGUGCAGCAGGAACAAGAGGAUGUCUACACGUGCACGGCCUCGUCAUCACGUGAUCAGGAUACAGCAACUACAUCCUUACACGUUGAAGUCGCGCCAUUUUGGAUCAUCGAGCCCAGUGAUACCACGAUCUACGAAGGCAAGAGCACCAGCAUGACAUGCGAGGCAGGUGGCGAGCCGGCCCCGGUCCUUACAUGGAUGCAGAACGGUGAACAUAUACCAGAAUAUGAUGGCAGAUCAUCAGUCCAGGUGAUGGAUCUGAAGGUUUACCAAUGCGUGGCAUCGAACACCCACGGAGAGAUUAUCACCAACGCCUUCUUGAACGUGACUGCAGCACUACUUCUGGCACCAUCUAAUGUAGUUGGUACACGUGAAGGCACCGAUAUGGAAGUCCAAUGGAGUUUACUCACCUCUGCAGAUGUCAUUGGAUAUAAGGUUCUGUACUGGCCCGAGGGAGGAUCAGAAAACGAUGCACCAGUCAAAACAGUGGACAAAAACACUGACCGCAUCACCAUCAACGACCUGAAGAAGGACACGACUUACUACGUCAGGGUCAAAGGUUAUAGUUCAAAGGGCGACGGGAUGGCCAGUCGUGAGCUGACAGUUGCAAAGCCAGAUCAAGGACAGAAUUUGCCUCGAGGCGUGGCAUCCACCAUCACACAAUCUGUUCUCCUUGUGCAUCUCACCCUCCUCGUUACCUUUCACCUGCUUUGAGAUGGUCCCGCCCAGUAUGGUCAGACCAAAGAUCUUCACAUCAAAAAUAAGUUGGAAUUUGUGGUCAUAACUGUCGUUUGUUCAAUAAUAGGGAUGCUCCUUCGCUUGCGCUCCAACACGAACCCGAAAAGCGUGUUUAGAAAUAAACUCCUGAUUGAUGAGUAUGAUGUCAUCAAAUGUUAGUCGAUUGCAUUGAGUAUAUCACAAUUAGCUUAACUUUAAUUGACGUAAUCAAGAAAAUUGGUAAAUUUGCAAAGAUAAUCAUAAUUCAGUAUGUAUGUAUUAAGGUUUUCCCACAAAGCAUGACUUUAUAAUGUCUUAGGUCUAUUGUCAGUUUAUCAAGC
Messenger RNA from Patiria miniata (bat star), 1868 nucleotides. RefSeq names its product contactin-6-like. The coding region runs from base 1 to 1524 and encodes 507 amino acids. Gene Ontology annotation, biological process: homophilic cell-cell adhesion; axon guidance; dendrite self-avoidance. NCBI's taxonomy places the organism in Eukaryota, Metazoa, Echinodermata, Asteroidea, Valvatida, Asterinidae. The transcript has 10 exons. Gene Ontology annotation, molecular function: cell-cell adhesion mediator activity. The record is from RefSeq and is a predicted model, not a curated record. Gene Ontology annotation, cellular component: axon; plasma membrane.